Caenorhabditis elegans is the source of this 1385-nucleotide messenger RNA. It is a transcript of the gene let-60, whose product is annotated as Ras protein let-60. Gene Ontology annotation, biological process: signal transduction. The transcript has 4 exons. Gene Ontology annotation, molecular function: GTPase activity; GTP binding; G protein activity. Lineage: Eukaryota; Metazoa; Nematoda; Chromadorea; Rhabditida; Rhabditidae. The record is from RefSeq and is marked reviewed. The coding region runs from base 12 to 566 and encodes 184 amino acids. Gene Ontology annotation, cellular component: plasma membrane; membrane.
AGAAAAGGGUAAUGACGGAGUACAAGCUUGUGGUAGUUGGAGAUGGAGGAGUUGGUAAAUCAGCACUCACCAUUCAACUCAUCCAGAAUCACUUUGUCGAAGAAUACGACCCGACCAUAGAGGACAGCUACAGAAAGCAGGUUGUGAUAGACGGUGAGACAUGCCUCCUCGACAUAUUGGAUACCGCCGGACAAGAAGAAUAUUCGGCGAUGCGUGAUCAGUACAUGAGGACAGGCGAAGGAUUUCUGUUGGUUUUCGCCGUCAACGAGGCUAAAUCUUUCGAGAAUGUCGCUAACUACCGCGAGCAGAUUCGGAGGGUAAAGGAUUCAGAUGAUGUUCCUAUGGUCUUGGUAGGGAAUAAAUGUGAUUUGUCAUCUCGAUCAGUCGACUUCCGAACAGUCAGUGAGACAGCAAAGGGUUACGGUAUUCCGAAUGUCGACACAUCUGCCAAAACGCGUAUGGGAGUUGAUGAAGCAUUUUACACACUUGUUAGAGAAAUUCGCAAGCAUCGUGAGCGUCACGACAAUAAUAAGCCACAAAAGAAGAAGAAGUGUCAAAUAAUGUGAUUCAGCGUCGGGAAUUGCCCAAUUUCGCCAACUCAUUUUCAGUCGUGUCAACUCCCACCCAAUUAUCCUUUCUCGUACUUUUUUGGUACAUUUUCAUUAUUCAUUUAUCUGUUUUAUCUGAAACUUGUGAUCGAUCCUCUUCCGCCUCUACAUACUCUUCGAAUUUCCACCUUUUUUUCUCUAUGCAUCGAUUGAACUUGUUCUCUCGUCUGCUCGUCAUUAUUUUUUCUCCUUUUUUUUCUUCAUCCUUCAUUCUAAUUCCUCAUCUUUCGCUUAGCCCAAAUCUCCAUUCAUUCAUAGGUGUCAAAACUAGCUGUAGUGUGUGAUCCAUAUCUAAAACAUGCAUCCGAACCCCCUCCUCGUUCCAAAAUUGGCCAACUCUACCAAAAAAAACAUCGCACCAUUUUUUUUUCACUUUCUCUGCAUAUUUUCAGAAUGUUUGUAUUGCUUUUUUGAUGCUUUAUUCCCCUUCCUCGUUUUCAUACAAAUUAUUGGCCUCAUCUAUUUUCAGAAGUUCUCUGAAAAUUAAAUUCUUUUGCAUCUGCCGGUCGUUCCGUUUAUUUUUUCUCUGUUUCCUCUCAUUUUUGUCAAGUAAUUAUUUCUCUUUCAUUAACUAUAAUAUAGAUACAAUUAGACCCCAUUUCUCAUACAUUUUCUGAACAUCUGAAAGUUUUUGCUCCCUCGUAUUGCAUUCAUUUUUCUCUAUUCCUCUACAUUUUAUAGUCCUAUCUGAAUAUAAUAUUCCUAUUCUUUUGAUCAAGUUUUUAUUAUUAUUUUAUUUUCAAGGAAGUAUUGCAAUGAUAUAAAUUUUAAAAAGCU